AUGCAGGUCGGAGGAAAGAAAGUUCACAUCCACACUUUCCCUUAUAUCUUAAAGAUAUCCUCAAUUGUUGUUUUCUUAAUUAGAUACCAAGAGCACUUUUCAGGAUAUAACCUCAUUAUUGCCAAUUUUGCAUAUAGACCUACUUCUUACUGCCAGACUUCAACCAAGACCAUGGUUGACAAGAAAGAAUCCCCAGAGACCGAACAUCUUGAAUCUGAUAUAAAAUCCAAACCUUCUACUCUCAUACCUCCCCCUGGAUUAGAACGACAACCAUAUGGCGAACCCGGCCUGAAGGGUAUCCUCACGAACAAGUAUGUAGCAGUAUGUGCCGCCUUCGCAACACUAGGCGGGGCAAUGUUCGGCUACGACCAAGGCGUUGUCUCCGUAACACUUACAAUGGAUCACUUUCUUGCACGAUUUCCGAAGUUGGGCCCGAUGCACCCGGUGCAGGAUUCCAAAAAGGAAUCCUCACUGCCAUGA
Messenger RNA from Penicillium egyptiacum, 480 nucleotides. NCBI's taxonomy places the organism in Eukaryota, Fungi, Ascomycota, Eurotiomycetes, Eurotiales, Aspergillaceae. The record is from the annotation of a GenBank genome assembly.